GUUCUCAUUAGUGGCACCUUGCGAGGGUCUGUGGCAGGAGGGGCCCCUCAGAGUUGGUCAAGGGUUGAUGUACAAUCAACCUGUCGUCAGCGCUGGCCAUCGUCAUGACUGUCACCUUGUUUAUAGAGGGGUGCAACCCAACACAGGAUGCAGAGUUUCUUGAAGAUGCUGAGGGGGAGUGGGGGCACCAGCCCACCCCUGGAGGAGCUGGUGACCCUCGCUGGCAGGUUGUGCCGGGACCUUCAAGAUGACCUCGCCCAGGUGCAGCCCUUGGUCACAGCUGUGUUGGACAGCCAGCUCCGCCUGUACCUCCUUGACAACGAGGAUGUGGCCCUAGUGUGCACCCGAGUGCUGGUCCAGCAGGGGCAGCACCAGGCUGCCUGCCGGCUGUUGGAGGGGUGCCGCGUGCCAGGAGGCAGCCAGGAGCUGGUGCAGCUUUGGAACGACAUUCACUACCAUCUGGUCAUGAAGAGGCUGGGCGUGGCCACGCUGACCCCAGUGCAAAAGUUCCGCUGCAGGAAGAGGAACCCACCGCCCCCCGCCCUCUGCCCUGAGGGCUUGAAGAGCAGGAACUUCCCUAGAGAGGUUCGCCAGAAGUUGCAUGACUUUGCCUCCGGAGUGAGCAGCAACCCCAGCAAGGCUGAGCGGGAGAGCCUGGCCGCGGAGACCAGCCUGACGGCAGAGCAGGUCUACAACUGGUUCGCCAAUUACCGGCGGCGCCAGAGAGCCGGCCUGCAGCGCCCUGAGCCCGCGGGGGACACGGCCGAGGACCCGCUGCAGCCCUCACGCCACCGCCGCCCCUGCUUCGGGUGUGUGCACCGGCCUCGAUGGUCAGGCGAGGAAAACGGGCAUGCUUGGCCCCUGGCCACCAGCCACAGUCAGUGGGAGCCUCUGGCCCUGGCCUCGGACUUUUCUGGAGAUGCGACGAUGCCAAAACCACUGAUUCCCAGGUCUCUGCAGGGUGCUGAGAUGUACCAGGAGGGGCCCGGCCAGGAUCCCGCCGCUCUGCCCCCCGCCUGCCCUGACCCUGGCCUCGGCGCGCUGGCCGCCUGCAGUGACGCGCUGGACCCCUCUCCAGCUGCCCCCAGGUCCUGGCUGAUGUCCCUCGCGCUGGCGUCCUCCAGAGACGUUCCCUUUCAGACCGGGCAGCUGGUCUACGGUCCCCGACUGGACUUCUCGAUGCCCCCCACAGACGCCCCUGUGGCUAUGUCCAUCACCACGCUCUCGGGGCCCAGUUCCACAGGCUUCGCCGACACACCCGGCAGAGACCCCCAGAGUACGUACCUGGAGGAAGGUCCGGGCACCAGCACUGGCCCAGCGGAUGGACAGGCAGGCAGCUUCCUGGUGAUGCGGCAGCCCCUGCAGGCUCCGGAAUUCGUCCUUCCCCAGAGCCUCCCGGAGCUGACACCUGUCUCACCUGCUUUCCCUGACCCUGUGCCCGCUGUGGAGCUGAGUGAGGCCCCGCCACCCAGCCAGGUGCAGUGGGCUGACAACCAGGCCUCCAGCGAUGCCUUCUGGGGGGCCAGGAUGCUCCUUGAGCUGUCGGGAGGCAGCCUGGGCUGAGCUGCCCUCCAGAGCCAGUGCCCCAGGGCAACAGGAGUGGACACGCAGCCUUUCAACGCAAGUUACAGAACUUUGUCCUGAUGGAAAGAGGAGGUUCCUCAAGUUCCCGGGGUGGGGAGGUUCUGGUGAGAAGCAUUGUCCGCCCCUUGGCGCAUGCCUUGUUUGGAUAGUUUGGUUGGCAGUUUCCGGUGUUGGAGGAAGCUCUUGAGACGUGUUCACGAGAUCAGAAGCCGAAGGUGUGUGCGGUUCGCUCGGGCAGCACUACGUCGUAGGCUCCGGCUCCUGAGCAGGUUGUGACAGGCCGGACGCCUGCCCAGUUCGCCGGGCGAGUGAGGCCCGGACAGCAUCCUGACGCUUCCGGGUCUGCGGGCCGUGUGUGGUCCAGCAAGGUCGGGUGGGUGCAUCUCACCCUCAGGUUGCAAUUCAUUUAUGUUUGCAAAACAGAUGUUCUAUUCAAUUAAAUUAAAGUUUAAUGUUCUGAAUGCCUCGUUUUUAUUCACCUAACUGCAUUCUGCACUGUCUUGUCACUCUGGCUGUCAGUCCCUGGCCAGCAUUUCACAACAGGAGUGCAUUACCCCCACGUCACAGCCCGCUG
Phyllostomus discolor (pale spear-nosed bat) is the source of this 2158-nucleotide messenger RNA. RefSeq names its product anomalous homeobox (gene ANHX). Lineage: Eukaryota; Metazoa; Chordata; Mammalia; Chiroptera; Phyllostomidae. Bases 148 to 1563 code for a protein of 471 amino acids. Gene Ontology annotation, molecular function: RNA polymerase II cis-regulatory region sequence-specific DNA binding; DNA-binding transcription factor activity, RNA polymerase II-specific. The record is from RefSeq and is a predicted model, not a curated record. The transcript has 9 exons. Gene Ontology annotation, biological process: regulation of transcription by RNA polymerase II. Gene Ontology annotation, cellular component: nucleus; transcription regulator complex.